ACACACACACACACUUACACACACACACUUAUUUAUGAGACGGUGAGGGUUUCCGGUGUCUGUGCGCGCGCGCUCCCCGCAGCGAGGCGCUGUUUUAAUUGCAGUCAGAUGGCGGCGCGCGCUCGGUGUAGAGUCCCGUGUGCGGUGCUGAGAAACUGGAGGAGGAGGAACAGUUACACACUCCGACAAACACAAACAACUGGAUAAAAUAAACCGAUUCAGUUCCCGCUGUGUGGAGUUUCACCGGAGACACGCACGAGACACGCACGCUGUGGAUUUGGAGAUUUGGAGCCCAGGCGCUCGCGCUCUACGGGUGGAAUGUUUCCUAUCACACAAUGCAACUUUUCCACUUCUCCCUGCUUUUCACUUUCAUCGCAGGUUUGAACACGUCAGAGGAAGGUCAUGAUCCAUCUCACAUUCCUCGCACGGUCUCCAACAGCGACCUCACUUCUUCCUCACGGGACGUUUCUCCGGCCCGAACCUCCUCGGACGUUUUCAGGGUCGGGAACGCUCACACGCUCGGGACUACAAUUCCAGGUCGGGGUGGAGAGUUCUCUGGAUCGGGCGAUAAGACCAAACUCCAUGUUGUUCCACAGGAAAGCCAACACAAUGGACAGGAAAAAGCUGGAAGUGUGAUCUCUGCCCUCGCUCACGCCGUCACGUUUACAGAAACGGAACAAGACUCGAGUCUCUCCAGUGCCGGAACACAAUGGCCAGAACGUUCCACCAGGACGCUGCCCACAGCCACGGGAGCCUAUUCAAAUACCAACAGGCUUUCAGAACACGCUACACGCACCAGUAAAACACCCCUGGAUACGCCCUCGGACCGCUCGGAUGCACCUGAUGCCCUCUCUCAGAGCUUUGACUCCACUGUCAUGUCAUCAGCACCUUCUCAUUUAACCACUUUUGAAAAUAAAGCUUCAGUAUCAGGAUUCGAUCUUCAUGCGUCCUUGAUCUCCUCGUCCACACCCGAUGAGACGGCUGAUCGUUCACGAGGAACCUCCAGGACUGAUCUCGUUCCUCCUCUGAAACAUUUGUACAAUAACGACAUGUACGAGGCCAUCACAAGCGAAGCAGAUGUUGUGAGAACAUCUGCGUACACGGACACAAGCCGACCGAACCACUUACACCGAGCCACUGACUUCACCAGUUUCACGUUUUAUCGAUACGUCUACGCUGUCGGUUUCCGCUCAGAUGCUUCGGAUUACGUUACUACUGUCUCACAGAAGAGGGCGGAGUCCUCCUCAUACACUCCCAUGUUUUACACCCAUUUCUCAAAAACAUACUCGACCCCAACUGCGACCCCGGCAUCACACACCACCUUCACAAAAUACACUACAGCCCACGAACAAACUUCCAACCUCCACGUGAGUGACUCUGAUACCCAGCACACGUCUUCACGUCUGGGAGAGUCACAUACGACUUCUGGUACAUCGAUGGGCCGGGAUUUCACCUCGUAUCCACCAAACACACCUGGUCAGGAUGAUCCGCUGAUCUCCACCUCGCUCCAUACCAGCUUCUUUCCAUCCACAACGAAGGAAAGUGAUCCAACCAUGACUCACAGUGGUCUGACCACAUCUCCAGCAGAUACCAGAGGUCACCUUGGAGCUGAAACGCAAAGUGGCCACAAGAUGGCGAGCACGAGAACAUCAGAGCAGAAUAGCACGUCUCACGUGUCGACUCAUAGCACCGAGUCUUCACCGACGACGUUUUCACGCUACACUUCGUCCACGUCCGGAGACGAUACUCCAUCACCUACGACUCCAAAUCCUUCUCCAUCACAACGUCUCACAUCUCCGUCCACACACGUUUAUUCCACUCAGACGAGUCUCCUUCAAAUGACGACGCAGAUCCUGAACCGUCUCACCACAAGCGCAAAUGUGCAGCCGCAUCAAACACCACCACAAGUGUACACAAACACUCGCUCUCAACCUGGAGAACACACACCUCCAUCACCUACCAUCACGCCAACGUCUUCACACCGCAUGCUCACUACAAAACCAGCCAAACACUGGUCACACAGGGGCCGGAUCUUCAUCACGGAGGACCAACCAGUAAUCGUCAACGUGGAAACGUUCCAGGUGCUCCUGCAGGUGAUCCUGGAGAAAAACUCCUCCUCAUAUGCAGGACUUGUGGAGGUGGCGCCAUUUUUACAAGCUGUAGCAGGAUUCCAAAGCCAGCAUGUGACCUGGCGCAGUGGUCCGGUUCUGCAGUCCGUGGUCACGUUCAGGACGGAGAAGGCGGUCUCCUGGCUGGGGAGGGCGGAGUCUCUCUUACAGGAGGCGGGGCUGAGACCACUUCCAACACAGGGGGUUUUUGUGAGUGGCGUCCGGGUGAAAAACAUCACAGUGGGAGGUCUGCACACUGAUGUGUGUUCCUGGUUGUUUUCUUGUCCAUCUGAUUUCUACUGUAUCUCCUCUGAGGGGAACAUCACCUGCAGGUCUGUGUGUCACUCUGAGUACUGUAAGAACCACGGCAUCUGUGUCCAUCAUUCUGGACAACGUCCACUCUGCCAGUGUCCUGUUGGUGAGGAUUUCUGGUUCAUGGGUCAGCGCUGUGACCUCCGUAUGACCAGACAGCGACUAGCUGGUGUGUGUUUUGGUGUUUUGGCCGCCAUCGCAGUGCUGAUGGGACUCCUGGCUUUCCUCGCUGUGCAGCGUUUUAAGAAAAUGCUUAUUCAAGCGAAAGCAGAGCAGACACAGAGCAGUUACCGCAGGUUUAACCACUUUGAUGAGCUCUCUGCACGUUUCUGGAGAAGAUCUUGGCCCGGUUCUGAGAACUCGCUGGACAACACUGCCUUCAGCCGCUCUGAUGAGUUACUGCACAUGAGAGCGAUGGACAGGGCCUGCUGUUACCAUGACGACACCCUCUCCAUCGCCUCCACCUACCCCGACAGCGUUACACACCUCAAUACGGUGUAUCCUAACAGCUCUCAGUAUCACUGGGACAUGAGCACGUGCAGCCUAGCGGACGGUGUGAUCGACUCCGGGAAGGCCAGUGACCUGUCUGUGUGCAGCUGGCCCAUCGAACCUAUCCAGUGGACGCCUUUCCCUUUACUGCAACAGCUCAGGAACUCAAACACGAUGAAGCCGCCUCGUCCUCGCUCGUGCUGUGAGGGAAUGGAGCUGGUGGGUCUGGAGAAGAGUCGCACGGCAUAGUGGGGGAUUAGUGAAGGUCAUAAAGGUCGUAACGCACUCGGGACUCGGGACACUGUGUGAACGCGCUUACUUGAAAUUAUAACUUAAUAAAAAACACAUUCGUUCUGUGGAA
Silurus meridionalis is the source of this 3270-nucleotide messenger RNA. Its product is annotated as mucin-12. Bases 336 to 3158 code for a protein of 940 amino acids. The transcript has 11 exons. The record is from RefSeq and is a predicted model, not a curated record. Lineage: Eukaryota; Metazoa; Chordata; Actinopteri; Siluriformes; Siluridae.